Molecule: messenger RNA, 2200 nt
Organism: Anthonomus grandis grandis
Lineage: Eukaryota; Metazoa; Arthropoda; Insecta; Coleoptera; Curculionidae
Product: monocarboxylate transporter 13-like
Exons: 10
Coding region: 319-1737 (472 amino acids)
Biological process (GO): transmembrane transport; monocarboxylic acid transport
Molecular function (GO): monocarboxylic acid transmembrane transporter activity
Source: RefSeq, a predicted model, not a curated record
UAUUAUUAUUAUUAACAUUAUACGCAAAAUGACGAUACAAUUUUAAAGGUUUUGUUCAAUUUGUUGUUCUUCACGAUAAAAGCCUUCAUUUAGUCCGAUUUUUACACUUUAUGUGUCAUGAGUCAAUGCGUGCACUUGUUCUUAUUUAUUCUUAAUAUAGUUAAUACUUUAUACUUAUAAUUGGAGCAUUUUAGUACAGAAAAGCUGCCUUAAUAAGUUACAUUUGCACAACCACAUUUAUUGCCAGUCCCGAAGAUACCGAGCAGACAACAACCACCAAUAAUAUGUGGGUACUGCCAAAAGGUUUUCAGUAGAAAAAUGGAGAAUGAAAAAGAGGCGAAAAAGACAGAACCUCAUUACCCUGACGGUGGAUAUGGAUGGGUCAUUGUUGGGGCUAUCAUUAUUAUUAAUGUAAGUUUGCUCACUUUAGUGCCUUGUUUUGGGUUAAUAUUCAGAGAUGAGUUCAAGGCAUGGGAUGUAUCGUCUGCUCAAACCUCAUUUUUACUACAUUUACACAGCUCCUUAUACUGUAUGUUUGGAUUCUUUACAAGUCCAUUUCUUAAACUUUAUGGGAUGAGACCAGUGGCCUUUAUUGGGGCUUCCCUGAUGUGUCUUGGAAUAUUAUUAAGCAGUUUCGCUGCUUCUUAUGUAUAUCUACUUUUUUCUACUGCAGUUUUGAUUGGUUUAGGCCAAGGCAUUGUUAUGCCCGCUACCUACUUAGCGAUUUACACAUAUUUCAAAAAAAGACUGACGAUAGCCACUAGUCUCACCGUUACCAGUGCCAGUGUGGCUCCGAUCAUUUUAUCCAAAGUUCUGGUGCUUUUUUUGAAAAGUUCUGGGAGGAAGUUCACCAUUUUGGUUUUGUUUGUUAUGUCGCUGUUUUCCUUGAUCGGAUGUGGCCUUUUGAGACCCCUAAGGAGAAAAGAGGGUGGAGAAGUGGAGAAGGAGCUUUUAAAAGAAAAAGAGGGUCUUAGUAAUGGAGCCCCUUUAGAAACUAGUGUUGUCAUUAAUGAGGACGUAUCAAAAAAUGCCCUAAUAAAAGACGAACCCCUCCUGACCCCAGUGUAUAAAGACACCACUGUACCUGCUCAAACGUCCACUGUUUGGUCGAAAAUUUUCAACGUUUUCGACCUGCAUUUACUGAGGGACGUGCCACUCGUCAUUGUGAUAAUAGGCUUAGGUAUAUCGUUCGCUUCUGAACUGAACAUCGUGCUAAUGAUCCAGUUCAUGUUAAGAGACCUGUCGUUGUUCGAUAGCGGCGACGUGGCCACAGCCAUGUCCGUACAAAGUUUAGCGGAUAUUUUCGGAAGAUUGGCAAUACCGCUUGCGAGUCAUUGUAUGCAGGUGCCUGCCAAGUAUAUGUACGUUAGUGCCUUAGUGGUCGCUUCUACAGGAAGAACGGUCCUGUCAAUUUGGCCCACUAAACGUAACUUGGUGUUUACGACAAUCGCGAUCCUAGGAGUAACCAAAGGUAUGAGGGCGGUAUUCCAAUCGGUGAUCCUUCCCAAAUACGUCAGUCUGGAUAAAAUCCCGGCCGCUAACGGGAUUAACAUGCUUUUUACCGGAUUCGUCUCCUUGAUUGUCGGUCCGUUAAUAGGUCUCUUCCAUGAUAAACUCGGCUCUUACGUGUACUCUCUGCAUGCCGGUUCGGCUUUAUCGUUGGCAUGCGCAGUUUUGUUGACGAUAGAGUCAAUUUUCUCCAAAAAGUGGACUAAAAACAGCGAUAUUAAAUAUUGAUAAGUGAAACUCAAAAAAAAUGCUAUAGAAAUUGUUGACAAUAAUAAUAGUUAUUUAAAUCACUGGAGAUUUCCAGUGACAUUCGGGGAAGGUGUUUUGUAUAUAGGUUAUUUUUUUUGUAUAGCGUACAAGGUGUCGUACGUUUCUCAAUGUUACUAUAAUAUAAGUACAGACAUACGUUUUUUAAGAACACAUCUUACUUAAUUUUUAUUAAAUUCAGCCGAUUGCCUCCACAUAUGCCCUGUAUAUUUAUGUUUCUAUAAUUUAAUUUUAAACAUCAUCAAAAUAUGUUUUAGAGGGGUUAUGUUCCUGAUUUAUUAAAUUGAAAUAUACAAAUGAUAUAUUUUUAGGUGUGAUAUUCUAGUCUUAAGGUUAAGUACAGGGUUUUUUUAACUAAAGAAAUUCACAAGUAAAGUAUAUGGUUAAUUAAGCAUUUUUUAAUAAAGUGAUUUUGUUGUUUUAA